AUGUUUGGAGGGAUCAUGAGCCAGAUGGCUCACAUCACGGACUUUCUUUUCCUGAGUGGAGCCAGGGCGGUGACAGAGACGAACAUCCGAGGGAAAGGGAUCACGUGCAUCGUGAAUGCGACCCGGGAGCUACCUUGCCUUCCCUUAUCCGACGUUGACUAUCUGAAGAUUCCCGUCGAGGACCUCCCCACCGCACCCAUCUCUGACUACUUUCACGAGGUGUCAGACAAGAUCUAUGAAGUGAAGAAGAAAGGAGGUAAGACAUUGGUGCACUGCAUAGCUGGGGUUAGUCGAAGUGCAUCUCUCUGUGUGGCUUACCUCAUCAAAUAUGAAGGACUCACCCUCAGGCAGGCCUACCACCAUAUCAAGGGUAAGACUAAUCUUCUCUUUCUUCUUUCAUAA
Messenger RNA from Darwinula stevensoni, 402 nucleotides. The record is from the annotation of a GenBank genome assembly. NCBI's taxonomy places the organism in Eukaryota, Metazoa, Arthropoda, Ostracoda, Podocopida, Darwinulidae.